Messenger RNA from Myxocyprinus asiaticus (Chinese sucker), 5281 nucleotides. RefSeq names its product ecotropic viral integration site 5 protein homolog. The record is from RefSeq and is a predicted model, not a curated record. The transcript has 21 exons. Bases 367 to 2808 code for a protein of 813 amino acids. Lineage: Eukaryota; Metazoa; Chordata; Actinopteri; Cypriniformes; Catostomidae.
AGCUGCAGUAUCUGCCCUGCUGUCUGCGCAUACACACCGGUUUAUUCAGCCCCUCUAUGGACUGGACUGUUGAAAUCCUGCCCCAGUGUCAAAACUGACCGCUGACGUCGGGUUUGAACCCUCAGUGUAUGUGUACUAUCAGUGUUAUGCAACUUUACCUCGCUCCAUGGAAAGUUAAUAUUUAGCUAAAAAAAACCUGGGAUUGAAAAAGGCUUCAAGAACAACACGUGAUGUAAUAAGGAAAACACCACUAUUAAUCCUUGAGAUUUCCAACCCAGCAUACAGGUGGCGACAGACAAGGUUGCAGGCAAGCUGAGUUCGACUCUUUCAUGGGUGAAGAACUCAGUGUCGCAUACGGUGAGUCAGAUGGCUAGUCAGGUGGCCACGCCUUCCUCGCUGCACACCACUGCGGCCUCGUCCACUGCCUCACUGUCCUCGCCCUCUUCAGCCUCCCCGACCCAGCUCAGCCCAGAUGAUGUGGAGCUAUUGGCCAAACUAGAGGAGCAGAACAGGUUGUUGGAGACUGACAGCAAGUCUUUACGGUCUGUAAAUGGCUCUAGGAGGAACAGUGGCUCCUCACUUGUGUCCAGUUCAUCAGCCUCUUCCAACUUAUCACACUUGGAGGAGGAUUCAUGGAUCCUGUGGGGACGCAUCGUCAACGAGUGGGAAGAUGUGCGGAAGAAGAAGGAAAAACAACUGAAGGACUUGGUUAGGAAGGGCAUUCCGCAUCACUUCCGGGCAAUAGUAUGGCAGCUGUUGUGCAGUGCCCAGAAUUUGCCCAUAAAGGAACAGUACUCUGAGCUGCUGAAGAUGACCUCGCCCUGUGAAAAACUCAUCCGCAGAGACAUUGCCCGGACCUACCCCGAACAUGAGUUUUUUAAGGAGAAGGACAGUCUGGGGCAGGAGGUGCUCUUUAAUGUUAUGAAGGCUUACUCUCUGGUUGAUAGAGAGGUGGGCUACUGUCAGGGGAGUGCUUUUAUUGUCGGCCUUCUUCUUAUGCAGAUGCCAGAAGAGGAGGCUUUCUGUGUGUUUGUGAAACUGAUGCAGGACUACCGGUUGAGAGAACUCUUUAAACCCAGUAUGGCUGAAUUGGGCCUCUGCAUGUAUCAGUUUGAAUGUAUGAUUCAGGAGCAGCUCCCAGAGCUCCAUGUGCACUUCCAGGCCCAGAGUUUUCACACCUCUAUGUAUGCUUCCUCCUGGUUCCUCACUAUCUUCCUCACCUCCUUUCCCCUUCCUGUUGCCACUAGGAUAUUUGACAUAUUCAUGUGUGAGGGUUUAGAGAUAGUGUUUCGUGUGGGGAUGGCCAUCCUUCAGAUGAAUCAGGCAGAGCUCAUGCAGUUGGACAUGGAGGGGAUGUUGCAGUACUUUCAGAAGGCCAUCCCUCCCCAGCUGGACAGUGGACCCGACAAAGUUAUUCAGGCUGCAUAUCAAGUUAGGUACAAUGCCAAGAAAAUGAAAAAAUUGGAGAAGGAAUACACUACAAUCAAAUCCAAGGAGAUGGAGGAACAGGUAGAAAUUAAGAGACUACGCACAGAGAACAGACUCCUGAAGCAGCGAAUAGACACUCUGGAGAAAGAAAGUGCUUCUUUGGCAGAUAGAUUGAUUCAGGGUCAGGUGACACGAGCCCAAGAGGCGGAGGAGAACUACCUGGUCAAGCGGGAGCUGGCCACGGUCAAACAACAGAAUGAAGAGGCCGGUGCACAGCUGGAGCAGGCACAAAGCACCAUCCGACAGCUCCAGCAACAGCAGCCAUAUGCGGAGAGGAACCCACGCUACUCUGAGGAGUUCAUCCUGCAGUUGGAGAGAGAACUGGUGCAGGCCCGACUGCUGGAGGCUGAGUCCCAGUGCGCACUAAAAGAGAUGCAGGACAAAAUCCUUGACAUGGAAAAGAGAAAUGCAUCCCUGCCAGAUGAGAAUAAUGUGGUACGUCUACAAGAGGAGCUAAUUGGUGUAAAACUGAGGGAGGCAGAGGCUAUGACAGGCUUUAAAGAGCUUAGACAGCAGGUCAGAACACUGGAGGAGCACUGGCAGAGGCAUCUGGCACGCACGGCGGGUCGCUGGAAAGAUGGCCCUCGGAAGAAUGCAGUAAGUGAACUGCAGGAUGAGCUGAUGAGUGUGAGGCUCAGGGAGGCAGAGGCUCAGGCCGAGCUCAGAGAGACCAGACAGAGGAUGCUGGAACUGGAGACCCAGAAUCACAUACAUAAUAAUCAGCUGCGACGUGCAGAACAGGAGGCACGGAAUCUACAUGAGCGACUGCAGGUUUUGACCCAUCAGAAUAAGACGCUGCAUGCUGAGCUGCAGGAGACGAAACGGAAACAGGCUGAAAUAGAGUGCAAGGUGAAGAAUAAGGAAGAGGUAAUGGCAGUGAGACUGAGAGAAGCUGACAAUAUAGCUGCCAUGGCUGAGCUUCAGCAGCAGAUCUCUGAGCUUGAGAUUCAGAAAGAGGAAGGAAAGGUCCAAGGCCAGCUAAACAACACAGACUCCAGUCAGUACAUUAGAGACCUGAAAGACCAGAUAGCUGAUCUCAAACAUGAGGUCCGAUGUUUAAGAGGGCAAAAGGGCAUACCCGACCAACCCAAUUUUGAUGGGAUUCAUAUUGUAAAUCAUUAUAGAGGGGAUAAUGAAUCCUACCAGUCCUCUGAUGAAGAUGGAGUGAAGCUGUCACCCCAUCUGACUGGUCAUCAGGUUAGAGGCCGGAUCACACUACAUCCAAACCUUGAGGAUUCAGAAAGUGAGGGUGAUGAUGAAGGAGAUGCCCUACGACUUACUUUGUCCUCAAAUGUCAGCUGUAAGACAACUACAGUGUGAUCAUCUGCAUUGGUCAUACAGACCAGCAUCUAAAGCCUGAGAGGGAGAGUAUGUCUGUAAGCUCAUCCUUAAAACCUCAUGUGAGAGGGGACAUUUAAAACUGCCUACAUAGCAUUGAGCAUGGGAUUCGAACUUGAGAACUUGAAAAGUCUUCGCUCAUCUUUACAAAUGGACUUUGCAGUCAUAUCUCAUAAGGUCAUGGUUUACAUCUGCAUUUGUUUUGUUUUUGCCAAAAUGUGUCAGAUGACCAGGCUCAGUAAGAGGCUUAAUGUGCCUCUCUAGACUCUUUGAGACCCUAGUUUUAAAGAUCGUCAUAAAGUGGUAGGAGAUCCACAGACCUUAAGAGAGGGUGUUUCUGAUACCCCGUGAUUUUUUCACAUUAUGAGAAGCGACUUUGUAUAGUGUAGUUUUUUAUGUAUUGUGAUACAAUUUCAUUGUCAUAGCUUUUAUUUUUUUAUUCAUCCAUUUUUUAACACCAUGAGAAACCAGUGAGUGCAUUUGCUGGUGUUCAUAACUUUGAGGGAACACUAUCAUCUUUAAAGGAAUUUUCAGGGUUCAAUACAAGUUAAGCUCAACGCACAGCAUUUGUGAUAACCACAAAAAUGUAAUUUAGACAUUUCCCUUCCUUUCUAUAAAAAAAAAAAAAAACUGGGUUAUAGUGAGGCAUUUAGAAUGGAAGUGAAUGGCAUCCAUACCGUAAACGUUUGAAUACUGUCUGUUCAAACGUAUAGCCACAAGACGUAAACAAUAUGUGUGUUAACAUGAUUUUAGUGUGAAAAAAAUCACUAAUUAAUAUUUUCUGUGUGAAGUUAUAUCCAAUUUUACAACUUCAGUGCCAAGACAAUGUAACGCUGUAAACCCUAAUACGACUGUAAAAACGAUGAUUUAAACAACUUUACAGUGCAAAUAACGUUUUAACAAAAUAAUUAAUGUAAGUGCUUUUAUAAAAUUAUAGGCUUCACAUUUCUGCCUUUUAAACCCUCAAAAAAUUGUCUCCAUUCAUUUCCAUUGUACUUUAAGUGCCUCACUGUAACCUAAAAUUUUAUUUUAGAAAAAUAUAUUAUGUAUAAAUUAUUUUUAUGUUAAUCAACGUUAUGCCACAAAUGCUGUCGAUUGAGCUUAGCUUUUAUUGAACCUGGAAUAUUCCUUUAAAUCGACAUUUAACUUUCCCAUAUCAAUUCAGCAGUGUCAUAUCAAAAGUCAUCAACUGCAUAGCCUUUUCUCCUGGCAUGAAUUAUACGAUUGGGUUUUUGAAUGUACAUUAUGCAGUGUCUGUAAAGGAUCCAACAUCUUUGUAAAUAUGUACAUGUUUUGACUUUUUCAUAUCCAUUAUUACUUGAAAAUAUGUAUUCAAUUGAUAUCAUCAUGUCUAAAUUGUAAUGUAUUGUACAGUUUAGUUGAGAGGGAUGUACUCCUGAUUUUGGGAGGUGUUUGGAGGCAACAAAAUUCCCUGGCACACUGCUCUUCAUUAAUUCUUUUAUGUACUGUAGGUUUGAUGUUGUCGGUUUUCCAUUUCAGAGGAUGGAGUUUUGUGUUCACACAGUUGUUUUUGGUGCCUGGAAAGCUCUAUGAAAUUUUUUUUUAUUUAUAAUAUUUUUGAGCAUGUUAUGAUUUAUGAAUUCUUGCAAACAGGUGGAAUUGGAGGCACAGAGAGAGAGGCUAUCUCAAUGUUAUUUUUAUUUCUGUGGCCUUACUCAAGCUAGGCACUCUAUGCCAUUACAUGCAAUGAAAAUACAAGUCAAAUUGCUGUCCCUCCUUUUCUUUAUACAUUGGUAUUUGAAAACAACUUAUUAAAUAGCUUCAGAAUCGGUUUGUAUUUUUGCACAGACGACAUGCAUAAGACUUCACGGCAACGAAAAAUACUACUUUUCCCUCAGUUUAUGGCAAUAGCUAGAUUUCAUUUAGCUUUACUUUCUAUUGUUUGUUGAUCACCUCCAGUAAGUUUUAGGAUAUGUGUCCUGAUGCUGCGUUUGAAGAUGUGGCUGGAAGGCAAAGUCAUCUUCAAAGAAAAAGAAUGAAGAAUUUUAUAUCAGUAUCACAGAAGUCUGCUGUAUAUUGAUGUUCAGUUCAAGCCUUAAAAACUACCCUGAUAAAUGUAAAGUUGGUACACUAUUUGCCCACCUUUUAAAAAGGCCAGUCCACCUACAAAAUAAAGACAUUGUGAAUUGAACAAACUUCUGUUUGCAAAGAACAAAACACUAAUGUGAUGUAAACAAGAAAUAAACAUUAUUUAAUAUACAGUCAAAUCUUUGGAAACUGGUUCUGGAGUGUUUUACAUUGAAUUCCAGUGGAAACUGGAUGUUCCUGUCAUUAAGGAGGCUUUACAGACAGUUGACCAUGCAGAGAUGAGUGUAUUGAAAAUGACGUUGAUUUAAAUCGCAAUAAAAAUAUCAUUUUAUACAGUAUGUGUACAAUUUACGUGCAUUGUUCACCAUUCUUCAUGCAACAAAAUGAAUAAAAUGAACAUGUAAUG